Molecule: messenger RNA, 2018 nt
Organism: Scophthalmus maximus (turbot)
Lineage: Eukaryota; Metazoa; Chordata; Actinopteri; Pleuronectiformes; Scophthalmidae
Exons: 2
Coding region: 105-764 (219 amino acids)
Biological process (GO): regulation of transcription by RNA polymerase II
Cellular component (GO): transcription regulator complex; nucleus
Molecular function (GO): DNA binding
Source: RefSeq, a predicted model, not a curated record
UUAUUUUGAAGGUACGGAGCUCGUACUUCCUUCUGCCCAAACGAACCCUGGUCGCCGUCUGCCGACGAACGGACUUCGCUUUGGAGUAAUUGGGCGAAAAGGAAAUGAACUCUGUCGAAAAGAAGCUGGCGGAGCUCGUACGUGAACACCCGAAUCUGUACGACCAGUCGCGGCGGGACUACAAGGACAGCAUGAGGUGGCACGUGUCGUGGAGAGAGAUCGCGGGCAUCAUGGGGAGGUCGGAGGACGAGGUGAAGCUGAAGUGGAAAAACCUGCGCGACAAGUUCUGCAAAGCGAAGAAGCGGAUGGCGAAGAGAAACGCCCCCGCGCCGCUCGACGAGGAGAACCAGCUGGAGAGGCCCGUCCCGCUGCUGUUCCACCAGCUGGCCUGGCUCAGCGCCUUCGUCAGGCCCCGAGUGGAAGGUGGCGGCGAGGUAGCAGGAAGUGGUGAUGACCUGGAGAAAGAGCACGAUAAAGACGAGAAGGAGCAACAUGCUCCCAUGCCCGUCGUUAGUACCAGUUUUUCUCUCACGGAGUCCUGUCCAGCCAGCCGCCAGGAGAUGGCAGUCUGUCUUAAACGUAAGAGGCAAGCACACACAGGAACUAAGAUGCGUUCUGCAGAUGCUCUCACCAACGUCAGAGAUGAAGACGAGCUGUUCCUGCUCAGCCUGCUGCCCUCGCUGAAGAGGCUGACCAUUAAAAAAAGAAUGGAGGUGCGGAUGAAGUUCCAGCAGGUGCUUUAUGUUGCAGAGUUUGAGGACUGAAAAGCCCAAAAAGGCAACGCAAAUUGGUUUGCCAUAUUUAUGGAUUAUGAUUUAUUAACCUUUUAAAUAUAUUUGUUUUUUGUUGUUGUUUUUUUUGGUGCAAUGUCAUUGUUAAAAUAUAUCAAAAUGAACAGAAAAUGUAUGUAUGCAAGUUUGAAUCUUAGCGGUGGAGCAGAUUCAUUCUACUUUUAAAACUAGCUCAAACAGGUAUUAGUUAAUGAGGUGCAUAUGUAUGUACAGUAACAUUUAAUGCAAUGCAAUACAACAUCCCCUCAGUAACUCCCUCUUGACUGAACCUGAAAGUGUUCAUCUAGUUUUUGAAACUGUAUGUUGUGAAAUUGAUGUAACGGACUGAAUUACAUUAUUUUUUUAAAGAUAUUUUUGGGGCAUUUUUAAGUCUUUAUUGACAUGUUAUUGACUUUAUUGAUGGGACAGCUGUUAGCUGGAGAGAGUGGCGAAGAAAUAGCAAAUAGCUGAGGUUGUAACUGAACCCCCGGCCGCUGCAGAAGGAUUCAAGCCUCCUUACAUGUUUCUUGUUUUUACCCAUGUGUAUCACAUUCUGAAAGGGGCAGUAAGCGAUUCUAAAGCACUACACAUUUUGUAAGAAUUAGCGAAUAUUUCCUCACCGUCCAUUAGCUCUCGCUUCUGUUUUUGCCUAGAAAAAAUGUUUUGGCCUAGUGGUUAGUGCGUCUGACUCCCAUACCGAGGUCACGGGUUCGCAGCCCGGCCAGAGCAGUGAAAUCACACCAACAACAAAGAGAGAAGCAAACAAAAUCACCAAGUGCCCCUUUAAUGUUUUGUUUCACGCAUUUAUUAGUUAUGGGAAUAGGGCUAACCCCGUUGAAAUGAAACUCAGAGUAAUGAACUAGCUGAAAUUUUGUUUGGAGCCAUUGGUUCACUAAGUGUGAAGUGUUCUUUUAUUUUUUACAGUUAGAACAAUUACACAAAAGUCUAAUUUAUUAACUUGGUUGAUGUUGCUGGAGCCAGAUAAAACCCAGAGAUUAACAGAAGAGGUUUUUGUUUAACAUUUUAUUUUUAAACGACUGCAAAUACGAAAACAUUUUUUCUUAACAUUCAAGCUACAAAUUAUGGAUCCAAAAUGAUUCUGCUAAUCAACCAUGGUCUGGUUCAUGUCAUUUUUGUAGAUCAGAUUAAGCUCGCUGACGGAGCGUUAGUAGCUCUCCUUUAUCUUUCUGAAAGGACACAUUUCUACUGAAUAUAUUUCACAAAUAAAUCUUUUCAUGCUCAUGAAAA